CAUAUUCACUUCCUUUUCCGCUGGGUCAGAGGGGAAAGGUUGGUGAUAAUUUGCCAUCAGAAUGAGCGACAGUGAUGAUGAUGACGAUAUUCGGUUGUCAGCCCAUGCUUUGGCUGCCCUGCAGGAGUUCCAACUGGAUCAGCAGAAGAAGGAAUAUGCAGGGCUCAAUAAUUAUUUUACUGAGUCUAUAGAAGAAGAUUGGCAAUUAAGCCAGUUUUGGUACAGUGAUGAAACUGCUCUACGGCUAGCCCAGGAAGCGAUUGAAGCUUCAGGAAAUAAUGGCAGAAUAGCUUGCAUCAGUACCCCAAGUAUAUAUCAGAAACUGAAGCAGCUUUGGAACGGAGAAUUCUCUGCUAUCCUUUUGGAGUAUGACAGACGAUUUUCAGUUUAUGGAAAUGAGUUUGUUUUCUAUGACUAUAACUACCCUAUGAAUCUACAUGAAGAUCUCCAACCUCAUAGUUUUGACAUAGUGAUUGUUGAUCCACCAUACCUUUCAGAAGAGUGUCUCAGCAAAAUAACACUAACAGUCAAAUACUUAACAAAAGGGAAGAUUCUUCUUUGUACUGGUGCAGUCAUGGAAGACUUGGCAGCAAAGUUGCUUUCUGUGAAAAUGUGCAAAUUUCUCCCAAAACACAAUCGGAAUUUAGCAAAUGAAUUCCGUUGUUACACCAAUUAUGAGUCCAAAUUAGAUUUGGAUUCUCUGUUAAAUAUUUAAAAAGGAAUGGUUAUUAAUUGUGUAUCAUUUAUAUUAAUUAGAAAGAUUUUGAUUUAUAAGAAUUGGCACUGAAGUUAUGUCCAAAAUAUCAAUGCAUCACAGGGACUUGUGAUAAUCUAUUGCCUACUAAGCUAUUUCACUAGCCAGAGUUGUGAUGCAAUUAGUAAUUUAUCCCAACAAAUUUAUACAUAUUUUCAGUUUUUGUUCAGUUUGUAUCAAGAAAAAUAGAUGCAGUCUUCAGA
Messenger RNA from Hemiscyllium ocellatum (epaulette shark), 957 nucleotides. It is a transcript of the gene eef1akmt1, whose product is annotated as EEF1A lysine methyltransferase 1. Lineage: Eukaryota; Metazoa; Chordata; Chondrichthyes; Orectolobiformes; Hemiscylliidae. The transcript is spliced from 5 exons. The coding region runs from base 62 to 715 and encodes 217 amino acids. The record is from RefSeq and is a predicted model, not a curated record. Gene Ontology annotation, molecular function: protein-lysine N-methyltransferase activity; nucleic acid binding. Gene Ontology annotation, biological process: methylation.